AUGGUCUACAAGCUCGACCCAGAACUCGAAGCAGCUCUGACCACCCACCGGCGCAUCACGAACUCUCAGCCCGUCCCUGAGGGCAUGUCGUCUGCCGAGCACGCGCGCCAGGUCGACAGAGAGACGUUGGUCGAGUUCUUCAAGUUCCACGAGGCGCGUCUGCCAGACGGCUCGCUGUAUACGGUCAAAGACGAAUCCGUCCCGGUGGAACACAGCGAGAUCAAGGUCAGGCUGCUGGCGCCGACUGGGAGUGAUGACGCGAUGUACCCGGUCUUCCUGUGGUUCCACGGCGGAGGGUGGGUCACUGGAGAUGUCGAACAAGACGACUUCCCUUUGCGCUUGCUGUGCGUUGAGCUGCAAGUCGUGAUCGUCAGUGUGGAAUAUCGCUGUGCCCCGGAGCACACAUUCCCUUACGCGUUCAACGACUGUUACGCCGCCCUCGACUGGGUCGCGAACCACGCCUCGGCCCUUCGAAUAUCGCUCAGCAAGGGGUUCAUCGUCGGGGGAGACUCGGCGGGAGGGAACCUCGCUGCCGCGGUCGCUCUCAAGGCGCGAGACGAUCCAUUCUUGGCGGGAAAGCGCUUAACCGGGCAGUAUCUACGCGAAGCUGCAGUGUGUCAUCCCGACUGCCGGCCGGAAGCGUUUUUGCGGCCCACAGUAUGUCGCCCCAUUGAACACCUCGCGUCUAAGCCGUUGUUGAAACACCUUUCAGAAAUCUAUGACCCUAAACCUCCAACGGACCUGCGAAUGUCGCCAUUACUCGCGCCUUCGAAAGGGGGUCUUCCUGCGGCGUUCAUCCAGGUCAUGGAGUGCGAUCCACUCAGAGACGAAGGGAUCCUGUACGAACGCGUCCUCCGGGAAGCUGGCGUUCCGACGAAACUUGUUCAGCACAACGGUCUCGUCCAUGCCAGUCACUACUGGUGUCCCACCUUGCGAUGUACGCAUCAAGUGCAUGAGGAGAUGCGAAAUGGGUUGAAGUGGCUCUUAAGUCUGACGCAGUAG
This is a messenger RNA of Epithele typhae, 1002 nucleotides long. RefSeq names its product Alpha/Beta hydrolase protein. Lineage: Eukaryota; Fungi; Basidiomycota; Agaricomycetes; Polyporales; Epitheliaceae. The transcript is spliced from 7 exons. Bases 1 to 1002 code for a protein of 333 amino acids. The record is from RefSeq and is a predicted model, not a curated record. Gene Ontology annotation, molecular function: hydrolase activity.